Molecule: messenger RNA, 5146 nt
Organism: Aureobasidium vineae
Lineage: Eukaryota; Fungi; Ascomycota; Dothideomycetes; Dothideales; Saccotheciaceae
Source: the annotation of a GenBank genome assembly
CAUGGCAUAUCUACACCAAUCACGCGGGCAAGCGCCAGGGUCUCCUUCGGUGCCUGGCAGCCCGCUCCGCCAUACGACCAGCGUAUCAACAAAUCACCUGCACCACAAACGAGGACUCAGCGAGGCCACCGGCUCACCAAAGGCAAAGGGGUUCUGGGAGGCCAAAGAAGCCAAUGUCGCGCCUGUUACACCUGAACAGUUCCGCACUGCUCUAAGGCCUUUACAACAGGCCCCGGGAACAUCGCCUGCUCAGCCCUCGCCGCAUUCGCUAUCACAUACUCAUUCGCACUCGCGCUCCAAGAGUCUGCAUGACUCUAGAAUGGACCCCUUCAACGACAGCACUCCCACUUCCCAGUCGGCCUCGCCCAUGCCCGCAUCACCACCGAUGAAGUCUCGACCGCAUUCGCUUGCAAUCUCCCGCUCCGACUCCGUGCGAGCCCCUAUCCACGACCGCGGCAACCGCAAUUCCGUUCACGUCCACUUCGCCUCGCCGAGCCACAUCGAGAAGUCGGAACUACAAGGCUUGCAAAGAUCAGCCACGAAACACCUGCGCACCCUUAGCAAGUUUGCCCAGAACACUGACGACGACGACUUCUCGAUCAAGUCUCCAGAGCAAGAGGUUGUUGGUCUGCAUGGCCGCAGGAGGUUACAACGUACCAUGACAACAAAAGAGAAGAAAGGAACAGAAAAUACUAGCAAAUUCACAAGCAGUUGGGAGGCUAGCAAGUGGAUGGAUCGUCAACGUCAAUUCUUGCAGGCCUAUGAAUAUCUGUGUCAUAUCGGUGAAGCCAAAGAGUGGAUCGAAGACAUUAUUCACAAGCAGAUCCCUGAGAUUGUUCAGCUUGAGGAGGCACUCAGAGACGGCGUCACGUUGGCUGAAGUUGUGCAAGCCAUCCAUCCCGACCGACCUAUACGCAUCUUCAAGCACGAGCGCCUACAAUUCCGCCAUUCUGACAACAUUGCUCUAUUCUUCCGCUUUCUUGCUGAGAUGGAACUGCCCGAGCUCUUCCGUUUUGAGCUGGUCGACUUGUAUGAGAAGAAGAACAUUCCCAAGGUCAUCUACUGCAUUCAUGCCCUGUCGUGGCUUCUUUUCCGCAAAGGAGUCGUAGACUUCCGCAUCGGUAACCUUGUCGGUCAAUUGCAAUUCGAGGACCAUGAGCUCGAAGCCAUGCAGAAGGGUCUUGACAAGGCUGGCAUUAGUAUGCCCAACUUCUCAGGCAUGGGAGCCAAUUUCGGUGAACCAGAACCGGAACCGGAACCCGUUGAGACAGAGGAAGAACGAAUUCAGAGAGAACUCUCCGAACACGAAGCCAUGCUCGAAGACUUGCAAUCUCAGGUUCGCGGGGCUAUGAUCAGAUUAAAACUCGGCGACACCAUGAAUCAGCUAUGGGACGCCGAAGAAGUCAUCGUCGACCUUCAAUCAAGGAUCCGUGGAGACUUCGCUCGUCAGAUUUCAGAUUAUCGCAUGGAUAUGAAACGAUUCGCUGUUCAGCUUCAGAGUGCUGCUAGAGGCUUCCUCAUUCGCAAGCGUCGCAGCAACCGUGAGCAGACCUGGAAAAGCCAAGAGAAGCAAGUCGUCACUCUUCAAUCGCUCUUCAGAGCUCGCAAAGCAAGAACCGAAGUCAAGCGAAUGCGUACUCACAUGCAGAAGCAAGAAAUGGGCAUCCGCAACCUUCAAGCCGCUAUUCGUGGAGCGCUGGGUAGAUGGAAUGUCAGUGACCAAUACGAAGCGACACGCGAAGCCGAAGAGCCAGUUCGUUGGCUUCAAGCAGCAAUCAGAGGAGCUAUCAAGAGAAAGCAGAUUGAGCGCCAGAUUGAAGAAGGUCACGCCUCUGAGGAGCACAUUGUUUCUCUACAAGCCGCUAUUCGAGGUGCUCUUCGAAGAACUCAGGUUGAGCGUCAACUCGAAGACAGCCGAGCGUCUGAGCAAAAUGUUGUCGCCAUGCAAGCCGCAAUCAGAGGUAUGCUUGAGAGAAAGGGGCAUGCUGCGAAUGCGGAUCUGCUUAGAAAGCAUUCGAGAUCUGUCGCAAUGCUCCAACAUGCAAUGGCUGGCUUUAUUCAGCGUCGGAAACUCGAACACACCCGCACAUCCCUGGAUAUAGAGGCCCCUGCCUGGCUCGCACUUCAAUCUGCAGCGCGUGGUCAGAAAGCAAGGCGUACGUUCAGAAAACUCAAGUCAGAUCUACAAAAGCAAUCGCCUUCGAUCGUCGCAUUGCAAUCCGCUUUCAGAGCUGGUUGUGGUCGUAAGAAUGUGAACGCCAUCAGGGAUGCGCUCAGUUACCGCGAGAAUUCGAUCCUUGAGUUCCAGAGCUCUGCUCGUGGCCAUAUAUUCCGCAAGAAGCACCAUGCCGAUAUCAACGCGCUGUAUGCCCAAAAGCCAGCGAUCAGAGAUCUCCAAUCUCUGUCGAGGGCCUAUCUUGAGCGUCAAAGAGUGUUUGAUGUUUUGUGUCAGCUUAACGAGCAAGAAGACCAGAUUGUCGAGUUGCAAAGCAUCGCUCGCGCCCUUCUUGGCCGUCGCGACAUUGGUACUCUUCUUGGUCAGCUUGAAGAUGAAGAGGACGCAGUCAUGGAAUUGCAAUCUGCCAUUAGAGGAUCACUUGUGAGGCGAGACUUUGUCGAGAAGCAACGCUUCUACAAGGAGAACAUGGAGAAGGUCAUCAAGGUCCAGAGCAUAAUCCGCGCCCGUCAACAAGGUCAAGCCUACAAAAGCUUGACCAGCGGAAAGAAUCCACCUGUCGGUACAGUGAAGAACUUUGUUCAUCUCCUCAACGACAGCGACUUCGACUUUGAUGAGGAACUUGAGUUCGAGAGACUGCGUAAGACUGUCGUCCAGCGCGUAAGACAGAACGAGAUGGCCGAGCAAUACAUCGAUCAACUCGAUAUCAAGAUUGCGCUUCUUGUCAAGAACAAAAUUACCCUGGACGAAGUCGUCAAGCAUCAACGGCACUUUGGUGGCCACAUUGGCAGUCUCCUGAACAACACCGAAAUCUCUUCCAAAGAUCCUUUCGACCUCAAGGCCUUGAACAAGAACUCGAGGAGGAAGCUUGAGCACUAUCAGGAGCUGUUUUUCCUCUUGCAAACUCAACCACAAUAUCUUGCACGUCUCUUCCACAAGCUGAAAGAACAAGGCAUGCCAGAGCAAGAAGGCAAGAGGAUCGAGCUGCUCAUGAUGGGACUCUUUGGCUUUGCGCAGAAACGUAGAGAGGAAUACUACCUCUUGAAGCUAGUGACACGCUCUGUUCAAGAAGAAGCAGAGCACAGUGCUUCUCUACAGGAUUAUCUCCGUGGUAAUUUCUUCUGGAGCAGAUUGCUAUCUGCCUAUGUGAGAAGUCCCCGCGAUCGCAAGUACAUGCGCGAUUUAUUCGGACCACUAGUCAGGGAAAGCAUCUUCGAAAACGCAGAUCUGGACCUUGAAAGUGAUCCAAUGCAGAUCUACCGUGCUUCGAUCAACAACGAAGAGCUCUCUACCGGACAGCGCAGUCGCAGGAACCCAGACAUCUCACGUGAAGAAGCUAUUCGCGAUCCUGAGACCAGAGAUCUCUUUGUAUCACAUCUGCAAGAUCUCCGCGAUAUUUGCGACCACUUCUUCAUCCUGCUGGAAGAGACUCUGCCUCGUAUGCCUUACGGUCUGAGAUUCAUUGCCCAGCAAACUUUCAACACGCUCGUGACCAGUUUCCCUGGAGAAAGUCAGCAGCAUCUCCUCCAAGUGGUCGGCCACUGGCUAUGGAAGGCCUACCUUGCCCCUGCUUUGACUCAACCAGAGAUGUGGGGUAUAAUUGAUAGAGGGCUAAGUCCCAUACACAAGCGAAACUUGGGAGAGGUCAGUAAAGUUCUCGGUCAGGUAUAUGCUGGCCGACUAUUCGGCGGCGACCACAUUUAUCUGCAGCCUCUAAACACCUGGGUUGGCGAGGCUAUCGAGAGAAUGGAGGAGCUUCUUNUGAUCGAUAUUCCCGAGCCUGAGCAACAAUUCGAUAUUGACGAGUUCAACGAUCUCUUCGCCCGCGUCAAGCCCACACUGUACAUCAAGAUGGCAGACAUCUUUGCUAUUCAUCAUCUUGUAACAAACGAGCUGUCGCAUCUCUCCGACCCAGACGAUGUUCUACGUGAGAUCAUUCGCGAGCUCGGCAGUGCUCAGAGUAACGAGAACGAGAUGAUGGGUGUAGGCUCGAACGAGAUCAGCUUGCAAUUGACCCCCAAAUUCCACGACAAGCAAGAUCCAGAGGCCGACCUCAAGCAACUGUUCAUGGAGACCAAGCGCCUCGUCUUGUUCAUCAUCAGGAUACAAGCUGGAGCCAACUUGCUUGAAAUUCUCGUUCGCCCUAUCACACCGGAUGAUGACGACAAGUGGUUCUCACUCCUGGACGAAGAAGCUCUGCACCAGAAGCAUAACCCAAGAGCACCUUCGGCAUACUCUGGCAUGAUGGAAGAAGAACCAGCUUCAACUCUUCUAGACAUCACUUCAAUGUCAUACGCUGAAGUCAAGAGUGCGGCUCUCGAGAACAUUCUGAUGCUUGAGCAAGAAGGAAAAGUCAACAGACACAAUCAGUACCAAGACCUGCUCAAUGCUAUCGCUAUCGACAUCAGGACGAAGCAUCGUCGUCGCGUACAAAGAACUCGCGAGUUGGACGGUGUCCGUGCUACGCUUACGCAACUCGACUCGAAGGCAUCUUACUUGGAUGAGCAACUACAAAGCUACAACGACUAUAUCGAGCAGGCCAUGAUUACGCUGCAAAACAAGAAGGGGAAAAAGAGAUUCUUGCUGCCUUUCACUAAGCAAUACAACCACGAGCGUGAAUUGGCUCGAUCUGGUCGCACACCCAAGUUCGGUUCCUACAAGUACUCGGCACGUUCUCUUGCGGAGAAGGGCGUACUUGUCAGCUGGGAAGGAUACGAUGCAACUCAGUGGAAUCGCAUCAACGUCACAAUCUCUUCGGAUGAAGUUGGCGUAUUCCACAUCGAGGGUAGCAUGGGUAGUCUUAUGAUCCCAGGCGCUAGCGCUUCUGUGCCCCUCGAUGACCUCCUCCAGGCGCAAUUCGACAACCAUCAAUUCAUGAACCUGUUCCGUGGCACUGGCGGCGAAGGUGGUCUAAAGCUGAACGUCAAUCUCUUCUUGCAUCUGGUCUUCAAGAAGUUCUACCGUGAAGAG